CACACACACAUACACAACCAGGAUGUUCAUUUCAGAGAAAACGAAAGUCAGAAACUCAACCCCUCUCUCUCUCUCUCUCUUUCAGCUUGUGAGUUCAGGAAAAUGACCGAGGCCAGUAUUUCAGUAGAUCAGGAUCAGUUCAGCUGUCCAGUUUGUCUGGAUCUACUGAAGGAUCCGGUGGCGAUCCCCUGUGGACACAGUUACUGUAAGGUGUGUAUUAAUGACUGCUGGGAUCAGGAGGAUCAGAAGGGUGUCUACAGCUGUUCUCAGUGCAGAGACACUUUCACUCCGAGGCCUGUUCUACGCAGAAACAACAUGCUGGCUGAAGUGGUGGAGAAACUGAAGAAAACUGAAGUCCAAGCUGCUUCUCCUGCUCACUGUUACGCUGGACCUGGAGAGUCCUAUCUGAAGUAUCUGUCCUAUAUGAUGGGGCCAAUCUUUAUAUUGUGUCUGGCCUAUUUCAUGUGUCCUGACUACUUCUGCAAAACUGAUCUUUUGCAAAACUAUGAACUGCCUGUAUUGGAAGAGGGGAAGACAGAAAAAGCUUCUGGAAAGAUCUGCUCUGAGCAUAAUAAAGUGCUAGAGAUCUACUGUCGUACUGACCAAAGCUUCAUCUGUUAUCUGUGUACGAUGGAUAAACACAAAGGUCAUGAAACUGUUCCUGUUGUAUCAGAAAGAGCAGAAAAACAGAGAGAGUUAAAGGAGGAGCAGAUGAAAUCCCAGCAGAGAAUCCAGGAGAAGCAGAAGAUGGUGCCGUUGCUGAAACAGGCUGUGAACACUAUGAAGCUCAGUGCACAGACAGCAGUGGAGGACAGUGAGAGGAUCUUUACUGAGAUGAUCAGCUCCAUGGAGAAAAGGCGCUCGGAGGUGACUGCGCUGAUCAGAGCUCAGGAUAAGGCUGAACUGAGUCGAGCUGAACGACUCCUGGAGCAACUGGAGCAGGAGAUCGCUGAUCUUCAGAGGAGAGUCACUGAACUGGAGGAGCUUGCACACACAGAUGAUCAUCUCCACUUCCUCCAGAGUUUCCAGCCUCUCCAUGUCUCUUCUGGACAUGAGGACUCACGCAGCAUCACUGUCAAUCAACAUCUCUCAUUUGAUGGAGUGAGGAAAUCUCUCUCUGCUCUGAAAAAGAGACUCGAGGAAUUCUGCCAGGAGGAAUUCAUCAGAAUCCCUGAACAAGCUGCAGCAGUUCAGAUCAUUUUACCCCCAGAACCAAAGAGCAGACAAGAUUUUCUGCAGUAUUUCUGUGAUCUGACUCUGGAUCCCAACACAGUACAUUAUUACCUCAUUCUGUCUGAGAAGAACCGAGUGGUGAAGUACAGUAAGAGAAAGCAGCAGUACUCUGAUCAUCCAGAGAGAUUUGACUCCUACCCUCAGGUGUUAAGUAAGAAGAGUGUGUGUGGACGCUGUUACUGGGAGGUGGAGUGGAGCGUUGCUGUGUACAUAUCAGUCUCAUAUAAAGACAUCAGCAAGAAAGGACCGGGUAAUGAGUGUGGGUUUGGACGCAACAAUCAGUCCUGGAGUCUGCGGUGUUCUUCUUUUUCUUCUCUCUUUUUCUAUCACAACAACAUUAACACUGAUCUCAGAGUUCCAUCGUCCUCCAGAAUAGGAGUGUAUGUGGAUUACAGUGCAGGAACUCUGUCCUUCUACAGUGUCUCUGACACGAUGAAGCUCCUCCACAGAGUCCACACCACAUUCACUCAGCCUCUAUACGCUGGGUUCAGGCUUGGCUUUUAUGGAUCAACUGUGAGAUUAAAUAAAAUCUUACUAAUGUGAUGUUUAAUAAAACGAGUAAAUAUAACAGAUUUCCUUUUUGUAUCAAGUUUACUCAAAUAAAGAUGUAAUAUGA
This is a messenger RNA of Ictalurus punctatus (channel catfish), 1849 nucleotides long. RefSeq names its product tripartite motif-containing protein 16-like protein. Bases 103 to 1776 code for a protein of 557 amino acids. The transcript is spliced from 6 exons. Gene Ontology annotation, molecular function: zinc ion binding; protein binding. The record is from RefSeq and is a predicted model, not a curated record. NCBI's taxonomy places the organism in Eukaryota, Metazoa, Chordata, Actinopteri, Siluriformes, Ictaluridae.